AUGGCGGCCACUGUGACCAUAGAGCCCGCGGGCCUCUGCUGCUGGGACGAGCCGGUGCGCAUCGUGGUGCGCGGCCUGGCCUCAGAGCAGCCGGUCACGCUGCGCGCGUCCCUGCGCGACGAGAAGGGCGCGCUCUUCCGGGCCCACGCGCGCUACUGCGCGGACCGCGGAGGCGAGCUCGACCUGACGCGCACGCCCGCGCUGGGCGGCAGCUUCGCGGGCCUCGAGCCCAUGGGGCUCUUCUGGGCCCUGGAGCCGGAGGAGCCUCUGCUGCAGCUGAUGAAGCGGGACGUGCGGACGCCGUUCGCGGUGGAGUUGGAGGUGCUGGAGGGCCACGAGCCGGAGCCCGGGCGGGUCCUGGGCAGCGCGGUGCACGAGCGCGCCUUCCUGCGGCCCGGGGUGCGGAGAGAGCAGGUGCGCGCGGGCCGGGUGCGCGCCACGCUCUUCCUGCCGCCAGGCCUGGGACGCUUCCCUGGAGUCAUAGAUCUGUAUGGAAGUGGUGGCGGCCUUUGUGAAUACAGGGCCAGUCUCCUAAGUGGACAUGGUUUUGCUGUGCUUGCUCUGGCUUAUUUCAAAUUUGAGGACCUUCCUAAAGAUUUGUCUGAUAUGGACCUGGAGUACUUUGAAGAGGCUGUGGACUUCAUGCUGCAGCAUCCAAAGGUGAAAGGCCCUAAUAUUGGGCUUCUUGGCUUCUCCAAAGGAGGGGACCUGUGUCUUUCCAUGGCCUCCUUCUUGAAGGGCAUCACAGCCACUGUGCUUAUCAAUUCCUGUGUGGCCAAUUCAAUGUGUCCUCUACAUUACAAAGACAUGACUAUUCCCAGUCUUGAAAAUGACCUAGAGAAAUGUAGGAUCACUGAGUCAGGUUUUAUUGUUUCUACGGAUGUCUGGGGAAACCCAAUGGAGGAACAUAACCACCAAAGUCUAAUUCCACUGGAGAAGGCCCAGGGGCCCUUCUUGUUUAUCAUCGGCAAGGAUGAUCAGAGUUGGAAAAGUGACUUUUUUGCUAGUAUAGCCUCAAACAGAUUACAAGCCCAUGGGAAAGACAGACCCCAGAUAAUCUGCUACCCAGGAGCUGGUCACUGUAUCGAUCCACCUUAUUUUCCUCUUCGUGUAGCCUCGGUGCAUGCACUUUUUGGCCAGACAAUGUUCUACGGAGGUGAGCCUGUGGCUCACUCCAGGGCACAGGUAGAUGCCUGGCAGCAAAUUCAAACUUUUUUCCAUAAACAUCUUGGCAGCAAAAAAUCAGUCAAACAAAGCAAAAUAUAG
Molecule: messenger RNA, 1266 nt
Organism: Elephantulus edwardii (Cape elephant shrew)
Lineage: Eukaryota; Metazoa; Chordata; Mammalia; Macroscelidea; Macroscelididae
Product: acyl-coenzyme A thioesterase 6-like
Exons: 3
Coding region: 1-1266 (421 amino acids)
Biological process (GO): fatty acid metabolic process; acyl-CoA metabolic process
Molecular function (GO): fatty acyl-CoA hydrolase activity
Source: RefSeq, a predicted model, not a curated record